CAUAACGUUUAUUCAACAGCUAACAUCAGUAUUGGAGUAACUUUAUUUGCUCAGGUUGGACUACUCUGGUACAGGAAAUAAUUAAACAACUUUUUUAAAAAAACAUACAGCGCAAAGGAUUAAAUUGAUUAAAAUCGUAUUUUUUUAUAAUAACAAAAUUAGUUCUUAGGGGAAAAAAUCGAAUUUUUUCUAAGCUAACGAAGAUAACAAAAAAAAAAACUUGUUAACAUUUGUUUGUAAAUUUGAAUUGAUGAUUAUAUUAUGAAGUAACUAUUAAUGUUUAAAAAUGCAUGCAGCUGUAGAUAUUGAUAAAAUUUAUUAGUAAUACGUGGCUGAACACUCUUUUCAAAUUCCAUCAGUAAUUUUGAUGACGUUAUUUAAAAUACACAUUUUUUACUGAGAGACAAGGGCUUUCAUUUUGAGAAAUACACAUGGUUUUAUUUCUCACAAAUAGACUGAUUCUAAAAUAACUGAAAAUCAGAAAGAUAUACUUAAGCACUUUACGGUGUUUUAAAUUUGUCAUUGUGAUUUAAGUACUUUACGGUGAUUUGAGUACUUAAAAGUGAUCUAAGCACUUUAUGGUGAUUUAUUUAAGUACAAUAUAGUGAAUUAGGUACUGUAUAGUAAUUUAAAUACUGUAAAGCGAUUUAAAUACUGUAAAGUGUUUUAAGUACAGUAUUGUGAUUUUAGUACUGUAUAGUGAUUUAAGUUAUUUGCAUUUUGAUUAAAGUAAGAAAUUGAUCUUAAUUGAGAACUUUCCGGAAUUAUAACCGAAAGAAAUGGACUUUGAACAGUACAGGAAACAUGGAAAGGAAAUGGUAGAUUAUAUAGCCGAUUAUUUACAAAAUAUACGUAAUCGCCGAGUGCUUCCGAAUGUAAAACCUGGAUAUAUGCGGCAACUGGUUCCCGACACCGCCCCGCAUGAAGGAGAAGACUGGAACGUUAUAAUGAAUGACAUUGAAAGAGUGAUAAUGCCGGGUAUUACACAUUGGCAGAGCCCCUACAUGCACGCAUAUUUUCCCGCCCUAAACAGUUUCCCGUCGCUACUUGGCGAUAUGCUGGCUGAUGCUAUUAACUGCAUAGGAUUCACGUGGGCAUCAAGUCCGGCCGCCACAGAGCUGGAGACGAUUGUAAUGGACUGGCUUGGCAAGAUGAUUGGCUUACCGUCAGAGUUCCUGCAUAGUAACAAGCAGACGAUGGGAGGCGGUGUGAUACAGACGACAGCUAGUGACUGUACGUUUGUAACAUUGUUGGCAGCACGAUCGGAUGCAAUCAGACAUUAUCGUGCAAACAAUGAGGAUCUGGAUGAUGCCGAAGUUAAUGCGCGACUUGUAGCUUACUGCUCCGAUCAGGCGCAUUCAUCAGUAGAGAAGGCGGGUUUGAUUGGCUUGGUGAAGAUGAGAUUUUUACCAAGCGAUGAACAUCUAAGUCUGCGAGGUGACACACUACAACGUGCAGUAGACGAAGACCUGGCAGCAGGACUCAUACCAUUCUACCUCUGUGCUACAGUUGGGACAACUGGCGCAUGCGCAUUUGAUAGUUUAAAGGAAAUCGGACCGAUCUGUGAAGCUGAAGGUAUCUGGAUGCAUAUAGAUGCUGCAUACGCGGGCACAGCGUUCAUAUGUCCUGAAUACCGGCACUUCAUGUCCGGAGUCGAGCAUGCGCAGUCGUUUGCUUUCAACCCUUCGAAAUGGAUGAUGGUGCAUUUUGAUUGUAGUGCUAUGUGGGUUAAAAACAGUGGUGCCCUGCAUAGGACAUUCAACGUUGAUCCUUUGUAUUUAAAACACGAAAAUUCGGGUGCUGCUAUAGACUAUAUGCACUGGCAAAUUGGGCUGAGCCGAAGAUUUCGAGCAUUGAAAUUAUGGUUCGUAAUUAGAUCAUUCGGAGUAGAGGGCCUACAAAAACACGUUCGUGAGGGCGUGCGAUUAGCUAAAUAUUUCGAGGCAAAAGUGAGGAGCGACACACGUUUUGAGAUUCCUGCCGACCGCCAUCUUGGAAUGGUUGUUUUCCGGGUCAAGGGCGACAAUGCACGUACUGAAAUCCUACUUCAACGGUUAAACAGAACGGGUAAAUUGCACAUGGUCCCGGCCGCCAUUAAAGGAAAAUACAUCAUACGUUUUACUGUGACGUCACAAUAUACCACCGAGUCGGAUAUUGACCGGGACUGGAAAAUUAUCCAGGACAUUCAUUCCAAAAUACAGCGUGAUGAGUCAGAAUCUCUUGACGAUGACGUUUUUGUGGAAACUCACGAGAAGGAACCAGUCAAGGAGAGUGACCAGACAUCUUGGAAGAAAUCUCGAGAAUUCGGAAUGUCUUUGGUUUUAAGCAAUGUAGUUCCAAUGUCUCCGAAACUUAUCAACGGAAGUUAUGCGGCGUUCUUUGACAACAUGGUAGAGUUCGCCAAGGGGAUCACCAGUACAGAAUAUACCGGAAGACCUAUUCGACUGUCACCUAGGAGGCGCGUGCAUCUUCGUGACCAAUCAAAACAACAGAGCCUCGAUAUCGAAUACCUCUCUGGCAAUAGGAACCAUGGUUGUUUCAAACAAGGAUCGUUAGAUAGUAAAGUGGAAGAAAUUCUAGAAUCGUACUCAAACGGAAGUUACGUCAUCAAGUAUCCGAAUGACCUAUCGGCUCUAAAUGAACACGAUGAAGGAGAGAAUCAGCUGACAAUUGCCGUACCUGAACGUAAGAUAGUCACAUACGGAGACACUGACAAGAAAAAGAAAGUGGAGACCAGAGACGCUUCAAAUGGUGUGAGAAUGUUUUGCAAACAUUGUGGACACCCCGUUGAUGUGGACGACUGAAACAAAAUUAGGACCUUAGUGAAAUAUAAGUAUAUAUAAAUGUAUGUCAUUACUACUAAUUUAGAAUGUAAUUGGUUUUAUAUAUAGCAUGUGUGGAUUGGGUGGUAAAUUCGGUAAAUUUAAGGUGGUUUUCAUCAAACUCGCUAG
Ruditapes philippinarum (Manila clam) is the source of this 2951-nucleotide messenger RNA. RefSeq names its product histidine decarboxylase-like. The transcript is spliced from 16 exons. Bases 780 to 2804 code for a protein of 674 amino acids. Gene Ontology annotation, biological process: histamine biosynthetic process; L-histidine catabolic process. Gene Ontology annotation, molecular function: pyridoxal phosphate binding; histidine decarboxylase activity. NCBI's taxonomy places the organism in Eukaryota, Metazoa, Mollusca, Bivalvia, Venerida, Veneridae. The record is from RefSeq and is a predicted model, not a curated record.